Molecule: messenger RNA, 798 nt
Organism: Colletotrichum fioriniae
Lineage: Eukaryota; Fungi; Ascomycota; Sordariomycetes; Glomerellales; Glomerellaceae
Source: RefSeq, a predicted model, not a curated record
AUGGGCGACAAGCUUCACUUGGCACCGCUAGAUAAAAGCAAGCUAAACAAAGCGCUGGAUAUUGGAACAGGAACAGGUAUCUGGGCCAUUGACUUUGCGGACGAGAACCCCGAAUGCGAAGUCAUUGGGACGGACAUCUCCCCAAUCCAACCUAGUUGGGUUCCUCCUAACCUGAAGUUUGAAAUCGACGACUGCACCCGCGAAUGGACCUUCGAACCAGAGUCCUUUGACUAUGUCCACAUCCGUUUCUUGGUCGGUAGUAUCGCGGACUGGCCUGCGCUUUUCAAGCAGGCGUACAGGGCCCUGAAGCCGGGCGGGUACCUCGAGAGCUUUGAGGUCUCGCCCGCCAUCAUGAGCGACGACGGGACCGUCCCGGAGACGAGCGCGCUGGGUCAGUGGGGCAAGUUCUUCGAGGAGGGCGGCCGGAAGAUGGGCCGGACGUUCCGUGUCCUCGACGAGAACUUGCAGAGGACGUCGAUGCAGGACGCCGGCUUUGAGAGCAUCACGGAGUGGAACAACAAGGUAUUUGAGAGCCCUUUGACGGAUGACCGUGCCCCCAUCGGCAACUGGCCAAAGGAUGAGGUGAAGAAGGAAAUCGGGGAAUGGGCUCAGCUGACUCUCCUCUCGGACAUUGAGGGCUACGUCCUUUUCAUGGCCAACGUCAUGUCGACUUGGUCUCGAGAGGAAAUCCACAUCUAUGCGGCGCAGCUGCGUCGCGAGAUCCGGUCUGGCAAGCUUCACGGGUACUACCGCCAAAGAGCAGUCUGGGGACAGAAGCCCCUGAAGACGGAGGCGUAG